Molecule: messenger RNA, 939 nt
Organism: Camellia sinensis
Lineage: Eukaryota; Viridiplantae; Streptophyta; Magnoliopsida; Ericales; Theaceae
Source: RefSeq, a predicted model, not a curated record
AUGAAAUUGGAAGAAAUGAACAAGAUUAUUCCUAUGUUUAUUAUUACCUUGUCUCUCUAUAGCAUCAUGAAAAAUGCAAGAAGUAAUGAUGAAAGUGAAACCUUGGAGGCUCGCAUGAGUCGUAUGGAACAAACGCUUGCAGCCUUAACAGAAGCAAUAAUGCAACAACAGAGGCAACAACCUUUGCCCCCACUGCCUCCACCAGCACAAAAUGAGCCAGAUAACAAUGAUACAAUUAACUUGACUCAGAAAUUCAUGAAAAUGAAACCGCCAACUUUCCUCGGAGGUAUUGAACCAUUAAAAGCUGAAACAUGGUUGUUGGAAAUGGAGAAAUUAUUUGAAGUGUUUCCUUGUUCUGAGACUCAGAAGGAACUCAAGCAAGGCAACAUGUUCGUAGCCAAGUACGAGGCUAAAUUCACUGAAUUGGCUCACUUUGCUCCUCACAUGAUAGAUACAGACCACAAGAAAGCUCGAAAAUUCGAAAGAGGAUUGGACUUAGAUGUAUUUGAUCAGGUAAGCGUCUUGAAGCUGCCCACAUAUGUAGACGUACUUGACAGAGCUCACAUGGCUGAAGCCAUUCUAGCUGCAAAGAAACAAACUAAAGCUCCAACAACUGAAUGGAGAGGUAAAAGAUCUGGACUCAGUUUCAAGAAGGGUCGUUCAUUUGUUAUGAAUAAGAAACAAAAUACGGGAUCUUCUAGCAGCUCAAGUCAAAGCAGUGGGUGUGCACCUGUUUGUACUCAAUGUGGGAGGAGACAUAGAGGAGUUCGCCAUCGGGUAUCGGGUGCUUGUUUUCGGUAUGGCAAGACGGGCCACAUGAUAAGAGAUUGUCUAAUCGGGUCAGAAAAUGCCAACCGUCCUGUAGCAAGUUCCGGAGGAUUUGUUUCUGGAUCAAGAACAAAUGUUAAAACUAAUACGAGAAGAGAACCCUUGAGAUAG